UCAUUUUCCUCUUCGAUUCCCCACACAGCUCUGGAGAACUGAAGGUUCAGUGGGUGUCCUCCGAUCCAACGACCAAGCCAGGUUCUUCUUUUACACCCAAGAACUUUAGAGUAGAUGUCAGCGAGCUACCGACCUCUGGAGGACACAGGCCAGCCCUGCAGGUGUCCAAUUCUGAGCAGGGUUUGUUGUAGCGCUAUGAGGAGAAACAGUCCCUGACAGUUUUACCUCCCUAACCCACGGGAGUGAAUGCGACUCUCUCUUCAGAAUCCACAGAGACUUUGCACAGCCAGGACGCGAGCCUGUGCUGUUAACUCCCCCUAGACACCAGCUGGCUGUGUUUUUACUAGGCGAGCCACUUGGGGACCCCGUUAAUAUAUUGUUUAAUUUGUUAUUUAAAGCUUGUUGAAUGUGCCAAAUUCACCAACAAUUAGAAAUUGUACAAUUCGACUGUACAUUGCUACAGUGCAGAAUGUACUUUAAUACACUGUUCAAGUAACAACAAACAAAUGAAUGGCACACUGAAUGAAUUUAGUGUCUUGUAUCUGAGUUUAGUUAAGGAAACGAUACUCUUAUGUAAAAACAAUUGUACUAUGGAACACAAAACCUUUUAGCAAUAUGCAAUAAAAACAUGAGGUACUGGUACACUAUUAAAAGUGUCAUAUUAAAAUGUUAUCCAUAAACCUGUCUCCUGAUUUGCAUUUAGACAUAUACUGUAGAUACAAUUUAUUUGGAACAACUGCAGUUAUUUUUUGUUAUUUAUUUGCUAUUGUAACUAAUUUUAAAACAUACAUUUAUACAAGUGAUUUAUUUUAGCAGAGUGGCUAGGGUGCCUUCCACUGACCUUUUUGCUGAGCUAGGGAUUCAUGUGUUAGUAUGGGAUUCUUGCACUGGAAAGAAUUCCUAAUCACGGAGUUGUCAAAGACAGCCAUUGUUCUGUGUGCUCUGACCAUGUGGGUCAGCUACAAGUGCCUUCGUAUCCUCCAGAGCCAAGAGCUGGCAAGGAGACAGGACUGGGCUGAGUUUCCUCUGAGGAUCAGGAAAAGCAUUUCUGAAUAAUUUUUUCAUUGCUGAUUGCCUCGCAGAAGAGAUUCUUCUUUCAUAACAGGAAUGUCUGUGGAAGGUGGAGGGAGGCUGGUUAUACACACUGGCUCAUUAUAACCCAAUAGACCCAGGGUAUUGAAUCCUGUAUCGGAGUGGGAGCUGCAAGUUGGGGGGGGAAAAGGAAAAAAAAAAAAAAAAGACUGGCUGGGACCCGUGUGGAAUGGUUUCAUCCAAAAAACUAAAUGAAUUGCUUAUAAGCUGAAUACCUUGAGCUGAGUUGUUGCUUUUCAGUGCGGCCUGUGUACAGUUGAACCAUGAUUCGUAAACAGGAGGCUGAAGACCUAGAGAGCCCCAAGCGCAGCAUUCGUGACAGUGGCUACAUAGAUUGCUGGGACUCUGAACGCAGCGACUCCCUCUCGCCACCCCGGCACGGCAGAGACGACUCCUUCGACAGCCUGGAUUCGUUUGGCUCACGUUCGCAUCAUACUCCCUCUCCCGAUGUGGUGAUCUUGGGCAGCAGCGAUGGUCGCGGUAGUGACUCUGAAUCGGACGUGCCACACAGGAGGAUGCCAGACAUGAGGAAAGAUGACAUGCUGGCUCGGAGGACAUCUUGCAACGAGCCAAGAUCAGCAAUGCCUUUCAAUCAGUACCUGCCCAACAAGAGCAACCACACGGCCUAUGUCCCCACUCCUUUGCGCAAGAAGGCGGCAGAACGACAGGAGUACCGGAAGAGCUGGAGCACCGCCACGUCACCCAUCGGGGUCGAGCGGCCAUUCAGCCACCCUGAAACAAUAGAAGAAGAACACUGUGAAACUUCUGGUUGCUGUGAAGACGACGGCAGUUCACGUGCAGAGCAAGAGGCCGGCCACAGAGCAGUGAAGUCUCAGGUUGAUAGUGUUCAAUGUCAAGAAAUCGGAAGAAGCCAUUCCCAAACUGAUAGGCCGAAGGAAAGCCUACCGCACAAGUGGGAGGGAAAGCAGGAGGAGGAAGUGAAAAGUCUGCAAAGACUUGAGAAGGCUGGCAUCAGGGUCUUGCCAGCAUCAGUGCGCUGCAGCAGAUACAGCCACACAGCUUCUGUGUCUGAUGAUGCAGAAAGUAUGAGCAUGAUCGAUAUGAGGUGUGAGGAUGAGGCGAUCCUGCAGCCGCACAGCAAGGCUCGCCACGAGCAUCUGCAUGAUUUACACAACCGCCUGUUAGAAGAAGAUGAUAAGUGGCAGGAUGACCUGGUCCGCUGGAAGAACAGAAGGAGAAGUGCAUCUCAAGACCUUAUAAAGAAAGAGGAGGAGAGGAAGAAGAUGGAGAGGUUAAUGAGUGGCGACAGUGGCUUGUCAGAAAGGAGGAAAAGCAUCAAGACCUACAGAGAGAUUGUCGAGGAAAAGGAGCGCAGAGAGAGGGAGCUUCAUGAGGCCUACAGAAACGCAAAGAGUCCUGAGGAGGCCGAGGCCAUCCUGCGCCGCUAUACUCAGCGCUUCACCGUCAGCGAGGCCGUCCUGGAGCGGCUGGAGAUGCCAAAGUUCCUGGAAAGGAGUGUAUCUGUGGACUCGGACACCCCUUCUUCCCCCACUAAGGAGGCCUCCAACCCCAUGAAGUACCUGCGGCAGAAGUCCCUGCCAGCCCCCAAGUUCACAGCUACUGUGGAAGCCACCAUCUCAGUGGCAUCCCAGCCUCAAGUCAGUUCCACAGAGGCCGCUCUUACUAGAACUGUUUCCAGCAAGGCAGUGCCUAUUCUGAGCCCCAAGCCUUACUCGCAGCCCAAGAGCUCCCAGCCAGCACUGAAGUCAUUCAAGGUGGAUGGAAUGGUGAGAGUGAAUGGAGAAACCGGUGAACCGUUCAGCGGGGUAGAGGAAGAAAAGAAAAGUACAUCUGUAAACAUUUCCUCGGCCAAAUCACAGGGGAUGGAAAGUGCAGACGCAGUGAAUACGUCACCAGUGGACGACGUAAUCCAUACAUGUCCGUUCAAGUCUCAAGAGAGUGCCAUGGUUAAUACAUCUUCAUUGGAAAGCAGGGUCGAUGUGUCUGCAGCAAAGUCGUCAGAGCAACAGGGGCCGCAUGUAUCCCUGGUAACUUCACAGGAGGAUACGUUCGGAAAGGACUCUGCACCAGCAAAGCCAACAUCGCUCCCAACUGAUCCGUGCAGAGAGAACCUUGUGUCUGAAAAACAAGGGUUUUAUUCAAACACCCAGCAAGAUAAGGAGGAGACAGAGACGACACAAAAAGAGGAAGAGCAUGUUGUUCAGGCCUUAGAAACUCAGAGCAGGCCUGUUGAGAGCAGUGUGGUGACUCAACAGAGUGACGCCGACAGCAAGAACUUGUCAAGAGAAGGACACCUAAGUAUGCCAGAAAAUAUGAACUGUCAGAGCACUGUUGUACUGAACACAGUACAGCAACCUGAACAGGAAACGGAAGACGGAUUUGACAGCGUUGCAUCAGAGAAGAAGCAAGUGACUCUCGCUGAAAUGCAGAUGCCACAUCUGCCAGCUGAAGAAGAUUCUGGUCCAAGUGAGGAAAACUCAAAAACACCAGCCCCUCCAUUCACUCUGCCUAAACGCAAUGACUACUGGUCUUGGGACCCAGAGGAGGAGCGCAAGCGUCAGGAAAGAUGGCAACAAGAGCAGGAACGCUUGCUUCAGGAGAAGUACCAGCGGGAGCAGGAGAAGCUAAAGCAGGAGUGGGAGAGAGCCCAGAAAGAGGUGGAAGAGGAGGAGCGCCGGUACCAUGAAGAGGAACGUAAAAUUCUGGAGGAGACGGCAGCCCCUUUAACACCACGUUCAUCAACGCUGUCCUCCCCCAGCCGCGGUGAGCAGCCUCUUCUAACCCUGGACCCCGAGGGCGCUAUAGUGAGGUCGCUGGCAGACUGGGAACGCAAGCAGGAGCUCCUGGAGAAACAGGCACAGAGGCCUAAGGCAGAAGGUUGUGAGAAGAUUGAAAUGCAAAGGGAAACUACUGAUCAGCCAGCUAUUGCCAAUAAACAGGAGCCCACUGUGAAGGCAGACGAACAAGUGAAAGUGACAGAAAGUUCAUACAUUUGCCACACAGAAACGCUCGCCCAGAGCCAGCAAAACGGUCAAAAGCUUCUUUCAGACAACAGUCAGCCGGCAGUAUCUGAACUUCAGUUCAUUCAGGAUGCAGCAUGGAACAACCAGCAGCCCCUUACGAAGCAGCCAGAGGAAGUUUGGAGAAAGACAGCCUCUCUGGAUCGAAACUGGAGUCAGACCUCUGUCUCGGGAGGAAUGAAAAGGUCUGGGUCCUAUGAAAAUUUACUGGCAACCACAUCUAAGUCAUCUCCAUGUUCACCUAAUUUUCAAACCCAGUCACCCAACAGGUCUAUCAGUGGAAAGAAACUAUGUUCUAGCUGUGCCCAGCCCCUUGGAAAAGGAGCUGCCAUGAUCAUAGAGACACUUGGCCUCUACUUUCACAUUCAGUGCUUCAAGUGUGGAAUCUGUAAUGGACAACUGGGAGACACACCCACAGGGACAGAUGUCAGGAUUCGCAAUGGUAUUCUCAACUGUACUGAGUGUUACAUCAGAUCCCGAACUGCUGGUCAGCCCACAACAUUGUGACACCAGCUUGAAAUCAGUUGACAGUAAGUGUGACUAAGAAGACUUCUCAUGUUGACAGCUACUUACCAGACAAUCGCCUGCAAUAACACCCACCCAUGGACCUUUCCUUGUGGAAAUACUAAUCACGUUUAAUAACCUGUGUUAGUAUUUUCUGACAGCUAAUACCAGACCUGCAAGCUAGAUUUAAAUCAUGACAACCAUAAUGUUUCACUUUAUUUGUAGAGAAAAUAUGUGGUUGAGAAAUUCACAAGCGUGGAUGAAUAUUCUCUGUUAAAAUCAACAUAUUUAUCUAGUGUUCCGUGACUUGUAAGUAAUGGUUCCCUGGCUUGUAACAGUUUCAUGUUCUAUAUAAGAUAAUAUUGGAACUUGAAGAUGCAAUAAUUAUAUCCCUUGUCUAUUAUAUUUAAGAAGUAAAGCAUAAUCUUAAAUGCGUGGGUUUUAAUUAAGCAAAGUAAAAGUAAUUAAAUUCUUGUUGAAUGUAUUAAUCCAACUAGAAUAAGUAUUUCACAUUUUAUGAAAAUACUGGGGAAAAGUGUGUGAUAUGGGGUUAUGUUUUGUUUUCACCUUGAAAUUUGGGAGUUUUGGUGAAUAAAAGAAACACAAUAAUAAUGCUAGUUGAUUAAUUAUUAUGCCUUUUAGUUCAUCACUGCCAUUCAGAAAACCAUUGUGACACACUCCAAUCAUGUGUGGUUAGCAAACCCGCAAUGUCUUGUUUAUGAGGAUUAAGUUAGAAUUGGUCAAGCAUCUGCAGUGUCAAUACUGCAACUUUUUGAUAUGAAGUGUGGCAAACAUAAGUGUAAAGGCAGUUUAAAUGUUUUCCUCUAAUGUAAAAAAUGUAUAAUACAUUGGAAAAAUAAAAUAAAAAUACAGCUGUUUUGGUUUGGAAAGUUAACAACUGGCCUUUUUAAAUGUAAAUUUGUAUUGCUGCUGAAAUUCCUAAUUUCAGUUAAUUAACUAAAUAUUAUAUUUCAUUUUCAAAAUAUAGUAUUUAAGAUUGUUUCAAUUGGAGCACUUACUUUGGCCUCUGGUUAUAGUCUCCAGAUUAUUUUGGAUGGCACCUGUUUUGAACCAGGUUAAGUAUUUAAUCUGCCUUGAAAUGUAAUAAAGCUCAGUUAUUUCAUAAUAAAUAAUAAUAAUAAUAAUAAUAAUAAUAAUAAUAAUAAUAAUAAUAAUAAAAGCAUUUUUAUUUUUAUCAGCACACAAAUAUACAUCCAUGGUUAUUUUAAGUGUCAAAGCUGGUAAAUAUGUUUUUUCUUUUAUCUAAGCAAUAGGUGUCUAAGUUGUCAAUUUAUUUAAACAGUAGGGAGAGGAUUUGCAUGCUAGCAGAGUGUUCAUUCAGAAAUAUGUUGCAAUGUUUACUGUAUGUAUGUGUUUGUUUGUUUGUUUGUUUGUUUCCGAACUAUUGUUGUAUUUUUCUUGUACAUUUGUUAGAAAGUCAUCCUGGAGACUUCAUUGCAUUAAACCUGUGCCUUAGAAAAGCAAGCGGUUGCACACAGUGGAAUGUUGUGUCUCUGGAGUAAAUCCAAAGACUUCAAGUCAAGCAAAUAACUCAGCAAAGCUGCAGUCUAGAAGGAAAUCGGAACAGUUUAAAAUUUACAGCAAAAAAUAUAUAUAUAUAAUUUUGCAAAUGUAAUGUCCAACGUUCUUCUGACUGUUCUAUAUGUUACAAGGUUGUCAUACUACAAUACAUUAUUGCACCCAACAUGUGACAUACGACUUUUGAAACACAAAUGUUUAUAACAAAAUAAAUUCUUACAUUGUAUAUAAUAA
Molecule: messenger RNA, 6371 nt
Organism: Polyodon spathula (Mississippi paddlefish)
Lineage: Eukaryota; Metazoa; Chordata; Actinopteri; Acipenseriformes; Polyodontidae
Product: LIM and calponin homology domains-containing protein 1-like
Exons: 23
Coding region: 1356-4601 (1081 amino acids)
Biological process (GO): regulation of focal adhesion assembly; positive regulation of stress fiber assembly
Cellular component (GO): stress fiber
Molecular function (GO): myosin II head/neck binding
Source: RefSeq, a predicted model, not a curated record